CCGCCUCCUUCCCUCCCGGCUCCGCGCUUUCGCGGCCGCCGUCGCCCCGGGGAAGGAGAGACGGGGGUGGGGUUUGCGGGUAGUGAGAAAGGAGGGGAGAGACCCCGGCUGGCUGGAGCCCGGAUUCCUAGGGAAGAAGGACAGGGGGAGGGGAAGCUGGAGGACCGGGAGGGAGAACGGGGAGCAGCGGCCGGGCCUGGGGCCUUGAGGCCCGGGCAGAGCCGGGGAGCGGGACCGGGCGCCGAGCCCGUGCGGCUCCGCCUCCGCCUCCUCCGCGGGGCGCCCUCCGCGUCCCGAACCGGGCGGUCGGAGCCUGUGAGGCGCGCAGACCGAGCUCUGUCUGUCGGCUGGUCCAGGCCGCUGCCGGCGGGCUCCGCCGUGCUCUCACGGCCGCCGUUUCCUCAGAUGUUGCUGCUGCUGCUGGUGCCUCUCUUCCUCCGCCCCCUGGGCGCAGGCGGGGCGCAGACCCCCAACGCCACCUCGGAAGCGCUGCCUUCCCGCUCCCACGGUUCCCCUGUGCCUCCCCACUCCCUCUCAGGUUGCCAGAUCAUACACCCGCCUUGGGAAGGGGGCAUCAGGUAUCGCGGCCUGACUCGCGACCAGGUGAAGGCCAUCAACUUCCUGCCGGUGGACUAUGAGAUUGAAUAUGUGUGCCGGGGGGAGCGCGAGGUGGUGGGGCCCAAGGUGCGCAAGUGCCUGGCCAACGGCUCCUGGACGGAUAUGGACACACCCAGCCGCUGUGUCCGAAUCUGCUCCAAGUCUUAUUUGACCCUGGAAAAUGGGAAGGUUUUCCUGACGGGUGGGGACCUCCCAGCUCUGGAUGGAGCCCGGGUGGAUUUCCGAUGUGACCCCGACUUCCAUCUGGUGGGCAGCUCCCGGAGCAUCUGUAGUCAGGGCCAGUGGAGCACCCCCAAGCCCCACUGCCAGGUGAAUCGAACGCCACACUCAGAACGGCGUGCAGUGUACAUCGGGGCGCUGUUUCCCAUGAGCGGGGGCUGGCCGGGGGGCCAGGCCUGCCAGCCCGCGGUGGAGAUGGCGCUGGAGGACGUUAACAGCCGCAGGGACAUCUUGCCGGACUACGAGCUCAAGCUUAUCCACCACGACAGCAAGUGUGACCCAGGGCAAGCCACCAAGUACUUGUACGAACUGCUCUACAAUGACCCCAUCAAGAUCAUCCUCAUGCCAGGCUGCAGUUCUGUGUCCACACUUGUAGCCGAGGCUGCCCGGAUGUGGAAUCUUAUUGUGCUUUCCUACGGCUCCAGCUCACCAGCCCUGUCAAACCGGCAGCGUUUUCCAACGUUCUUCCGAACACAUCCAUCCGCCACACUCCACAAUCCUACCCGGGUGAAACUCUUUGAAAAGUGGGGCUGGAAGAAGAUUGCCACCAUCCAGCAGACCACAGAGGUCUUCACCUCAACGCUGGAUGAUCUCGAGGAACGAGUGAAAGAGGCUGGGAUCGAGAUCACCUUCCGCCAGAGUUUCUUCUCAGAUCCAGCUGUGCCUGUUAAAAACCUGAAGCGUCAAGAUGCUCGGAUCAUCGUGGGACUUUUCUAUGAGACUGAAGCCCGGAAAGUUUUUUGUGAGGUCUAUAAGGAACGGCUCUUUGGGAAGAAGUAUGUCUGGUUCCUCAUCGGAUGGUAUGCUGACAAUUGGUUCAAGACCUAUGACCCGUCAAUCAAUUGUACAGUGGAUGAAAUGACUGAGGCGGUGGAGGGCCACAUCACCACUGAGAUCGUCAUGCUGAACCCUGCCAACACCCGAAGCAUUUCCAACAUGACCUCCCAGGAAUUUGUGGAGAAACUAACCAAGAGGCUGAAAAGACAUCCUGAGGAGACUGGAGGCUUCCAGGAGGCACCACUGGCCUAUGAUGCUAUCUGGGCCUUGGCUUUGGCCUUGAACAAGACCUCUGGAGGAGGUGGCCGGUCGGGUGUGCGUCUGGAGGACUUUAACUACAACAACCAGACCAUCACAGACCAAAUCUACCGGGCCAUGAACUCCUCAUCCUUUGAGGGUGUUUCUGGCCAUGUGGUCUUUGAUGCCAGCGGCUCCCGGAUGGCAUGGACACUUAUCGAGCAGCUGCAGGGUGGCAGCUACAAGAAGAUUGGCUACUACGACAGCACCAAGGAUGACCUUUCCUGGUCCAAAACAGAUAAGUGGAUUGGAGGGUCUCCCCCAGCUGACCAGACCUUGGUCAUCAAGACAUUCCGCUUCCUGUCACAGAAACUCUUUAUCUCCGUCUCAGUUCUCUCCAGCCUGGGCAUUGUUCUUGCUGUUGUCUGUCUGUCCUUUAACAUCUACAACUCCCACGUUCGUUAUAUCCAGAACUCCCAGCCCAACCUGAACAAUCUGACUGCCGUGGGCUGCUCGCUGGCACUAGCUGCUGUCUUCCCCCUUGGGCUGGACGGUUACCACAUAAAGAAAGGCCAGUUCCCGUUUGUCUGCCAGGCCCGCCUUUGGCUCUUGGGCUUGGGCUUCAGUCUGGGCUAUGGCUCUAUGUUCACUAAGAUCUGGUGGGUCCACACCGUCUUCACAAAGAAGGAGGAGAAGAAGGAAUGGAGGAAGACCCUAGAGCCCUGGAAACUGUAUGCCACUGUAGGCCUGCUGGUGGGCAUGGAUAUCUUGACUCUUGCCAUCUGGCAGAUUGUGGACCCCUUGCACCGAACCAUCGAGACUUUUGCCAAAGAGGAGCCAAAGGAAGAUAUCGAUGUAUCCAUCCUGCCCCAGCUGGAGCACUGCAGCUCCAGGAAGAUGAAUACAUGGCUUGGCAUUUUCUAUGGUUACAAGGGGCUGCUGUUGCUGCUGGGAAUCUUUCUUGCUUAUGAGACCAAAAGUGUUUCCACUGAAAAGAUCAACGACCACAGGGCUGUGGGCAUGGCUAUCUACAAUGUUGCGGUCCUGUGUCUCAUCACUGCUCCUGUCACCAUGAUUCUCUCCAGCCAGCAGGAUGCAGCCUUUGCCUUUGCCUCUCUGGCCAUCGUGUUCUCUUCCUACAUCACUCUGGUUGUGCUCUUUGUGCCCAAGAUGCGUAGGUUGAUCACCCGAGGGGAAUGGCAGUCCGAAGCCCAGGACACCAUGAAGACAGGGUCAUCCACCAACAACAAUGAGGAAGAGAAGUCCCGACUGUUGGAGAAAGAGAACCGUGAAUUGGAAAAGAUCAUUGCUGAGAAAGAGGAGCGUGUCUCCGAACUGCGCCAUCAGCUCCAGUCUCGGCAACAGCUCCGCUCACGGCGCCACCCCCCAACACCCCCAGACCCCUCUGGGGGCCUCCCCAGGGGACCCUCGGAGCCCCCUGACCGACUUAGCUGUGAUGGGAGUCGAGUGCAUUUGCUUUACAAGUGAGGGGGUAUCAAGAAGGAUAAGGCCAGUAGGGGAGGGAAGGGUGUGGGAAGAGGGUGGGGGACUGGGAGGAGGGCAAGGACUCCUAUCUCCAACUGGGAGAACAUGCUCCAAUCCCCCUCAUAAAUAUAUGUCACUCUGUGCAUUUGGAGUUAUUUGAGUCUCCAAUACCCUGGGAAACAGACUGUUUUCUCUCUUAUUCAUUCAUAUAAUUUUGUAUCGCUACUUCACAGUUUGGUUCGAACCCUGCUUGAAGCUAUUUGCUCAUAACCCCAGAGGGGCAGCUCACCAUAUUUUUCUCCCACGUCCUGUCUCAUGUAGUGAUCAUGAAAACUCCUGCAAUUUCAGCAGCAGGGGUCUCCCCACAAGUGUUCUUCCCACACUAGUAGGACCCUCUCCGUUUCUCAGCAUCAGAAUCCCCUUCCAUUGUCCUUGUCCUUCUACACGUCCCCAUGUUUUCCUCUCCUUAAAUGUUGCUCUUCCAGGAGAAUCAUUCUUACCCAGGUCCACAUGCUCUUUGCCUCUGCUCUGUGUGCUCCGGGUUUCCAGCACACAUACCCCAUCCUCCAAGUGUGGUGUUUCCUGAGUGCUUUCUCAUGCUGCCUCUCAUUACUUGUGCUCUCUGAAUACCCUGCACCUGUGAGUGACAAUGGUUGUGGAUAUGCGCUGUGGUGUGCUUGGGUGUGUGUGAUGUGUUGGGCACACUAUGCUGUCUUCCUCAUGUGCACAUGUCACGUCUUUCUGCGCUGUGGUGUGCUUGGAUGUGUGUGAUAUGUUGGGCACACUACACUGUCUUCCUCAUGUGCGCAUGUCACGUCUUUCUGUGCUGUGGUGUGCUCAGGUAAGUGUGCAUGAUGUGUUGAACACACUAUGCUGUCUUCCUCAUGCGCACAUGUCACGUCUUUCUGUGUUUUACCUGUGCGACUCAGUGCAUUGUAUAUUGGCCUAUUUGCAUCUUAACAUCAUGUGUAUGUGUGUUUCCCUGGCUGGCUUAACAUCAUGUGUAUGUGUGUUUCCCUGGCUGGCUUCAUGGCAGUCCUCUUUCUUAAUCCACCUUCUGAGUGUUUGGAUUACGUCGUCUGCCUCUCUGAUAUCAUGUCUUUUCCCACCAGAGUCAUGUGCACCCAACAUGCACAUGUUAAGCACAUUCUCCCCAGUUCAUGUGUUCUGGGCCAUCCAUCCCUCUCCUUGGCAUUAUGUUUCCUCUCAAUGUUCCCUGGAUUCUUUGCUCUCAUGUGUACCACCCUCGGUCUGUACUUAUAAUUAUCUCUCAAGACUGAAUCGUAGUUUUCUUUUC
Messenger RNA from Chionomys nivalis (European snow vole), 4633 nucleotides. RefSeq names its product gamma-aminobutyric acid type B receptor subunit 1 (gene Gabbr1). The coding region runs from base 406 to 3339 and encodes 977 amino acids. The record is from RefSeq and is a predicted model, not a curated record. The transcript is spliced from 23 exons. Lineage: Eukaryota; Metazoa; Chordata; Mammalia; Rodentia; Cricetidae. Gene Ontology annotation, biological process: gamma-aminobutyric acid signaling pathway; G protein-coupled receptor signaling pathway. Gene Ontology annotation, cellular component: membrane; G protein-coupled receptor heterodimeric complex. Gene Ontology annotation, molecular function: G protein-coupled GABA receptor activity.